This is a messenger RNA of Pneumocystis murina B123, 867 nucleotides long. RefSeq lists its product as hypothetical. The record is from RefSeq and is a predicted model, not a curated record. Gene Ontology annotation, biological process: late endosome to vacuole transport via multivesicular body sorting pathway. Gene Ontology annotation, cellular component: multivesicular body. The transcript is spliced from 5 exons. NCBI's taxonomy places the organism in Eukaryota, Fungi, Ascomycota, Pneumocystomycetes, Pneumocystales, Pneumocystaceae. Bases 1 to 867 code for a protein of 288 amino acids.
AUGGAAAAGCCUCCAGUGGAAUUAAAAUUUAUUUAUCCAUUUGUAAGGCGUGGUGAAGAAAUGAAAAAAGUAGAUAAAGUAGUAUUUUAUUAUUGUUAUUUUUGGGCAGUAAAACGAGGACUUGAAUUACAACCGAAGACUAAAAAAUCAGAAAUAUAUUUAGAGAAAAUGAUGGAAAAAUUGGAAUCGGUUAAAGAAGAUCCAAUGUAUAAAUCAAUAAUUCAAGAUGAAAUAUCAGGAAAAAUAUAUAUGGAGAAAUUUGCGGAACAAAUUUUAAGAAAUGCAGAUGAAGACAUUCGAAUGAAACGAGUUUCGCUUCAAACAUCUAAAAAGUUUUUAGCUGCAGUCAAUUUUUUUGAAGUUUUAAAAAUAUGGGGAGAAUUGAGUCCAGAUAUACUUUAUAAGUUAAAAUAUUCUAAAAUUUGUGCUGUCGAUAUUAUCAAAGCAUGUAAAAAUUGUCAAGAUCCAAAUGAUAUAUUAUUUCGAGAGAAAUCUAUAUCAAAACCCGAAAUUCCAUCUAAUCUUAUUGAAAAAGAAAAAGAUUCAAUAAUUAAUGAUUCAUCAUUUGAUAAUUUUCUAACAUUUAAUUUUGAUCUUGAAAAAAAAGAUACAUCAAAUAAUCUUUUAAGUUCGGAAAUCGAAAUUAACAAUGAUACCUUUCAUAAAAUGACUAAAUCUGAACAUAAUCAAUCAACUUUACCUGAUACAUCUUAUCUUUCUAAUAUACAAGUCGUUGAAGAUAAAAUAGAAAAAAUAGAAAAAGCACAAAAACAUGCACGAUGGGCAAUUAGUGCUCUUAAUUUCGAAGAUAUAAAUACCGCUAUAUCUCAAUUAAAACUUUCUUUAGAUAUUCUUGAAUCUAUUUAA